GAACUCAGUAGAAAGUUUUGUUGGUUCUUCAACCAAUUCUCAUGAAAAGACAUUUAUGAACACCUUCCCUAACCCCUACGGUUAAAACUUCAAAAGUGGUUACACACCCAUUUAAACAACCCAAACUACUCACCAUCAACUUAUUUCAAUCAUUAUAAAUUGAAAGUUAAAACAGAUCAAAUUGAUCUGUACUUCUUUAAACUGCAAAUUUUUUUGCCACGUGGCGACAACCUAAUUGGCCAAGUAAUGGCAGCCCUCCAAGCCUACUCAAUCUGCCGUAUGUCCAUACCCAACUCGCCACGUUGUGAAUGCCGUUGAAUCAAUUUUCAAACUCUAUGGAGUAAGGGAAAAAAUAAGAUGCCACCUAAGCUCUACCCAAUUAAUUUGGAAUUUCUGGAAAUUCACCUUAUUAUAUAUUACCUUCCUCUGUUGCAGCACCAAAACAAACCAAAACAGAACUCUUUCUAAAAUUGAAACACAUCAAACCAUUUUUCUUCUUCUACUAUGGAUUGGACUAGAGGCCAUACCAUAGGCCACGGCUCCUCUGCCUCCGUCUCCGUUGCUAAGUCACGUUUCUCCGAUGAGGUUUUUGCUGUCAAGUCAGUUGAGCUAUCCAAGUCAGAGUUGCUACAAAAGGAGCAGAAAACUCUGUCCCAAUUGAGCUCACCUUAUGUAGUUAGCUACAAGGGGUGCGAUGUUACUAAAGAGAAGGACAAACUCAUGUUUAAUCUUAUGAUGGAAUACAUGUCGGAAGGUACACUCGUCGAUGAAAAUCGGAAACAUGGUGGUCGGAUCAACGAGCCUUUGAUAGGGUAUUAUGCCAAGCAAAUUGCACAAGGACUAGAGUACCUACAUUCAAGGGGCAUAGCACACUGUGACAUUAAGGGGCAGAACAUUUUGUUAGGUAAAACCGGUGCCAAAAUUGCCGAUUUUGGUUGUGCCAGGUGGAUUGAUCAAGCAGACAGGGUCGUUGGUGCCACGGAGCCAAUUGGUGGGACCCCGAUGUUCAUGGCACCGGAGGUGGCGCGUGGGGGAGAACAGGGGCGUCCGGGUGAUAUUUGGUCAUUGGGAUGUACGCUUAUUGAAAUGGCCACUGGUAGAUCGGCAUGGACUAAUGCCACAAACGCAGCUUCAUUGCUCUACCAAAUUGCAUUUUCUGGGGAAUCCCCAGAAAUUCCAAAAUUCUUGUCUUUAGAAGCAAGGGAUUUCUUAAGCAAAUGCUUGAGAAGAGAUCCGAAAGAAAGAUGGACAGCUAAACAACUCCUAAAACAUCCGUUUCUUGAGGAUUUCAAUUUGAAUUCCACGACAGAUCAAGAUUUUGUGACAAGUUCGCCGACAAGCAUUCUUGAUCAAGACAUAUGGAAUUCAGAAACUAUGGAUCAUUAUUCAAUACUAACAGCAAGCUCAGUGGAGUCUCCUCUGCAAAGGGUAAGAAAAUUAGGUUCAGAUUCAGAACUGAAUUGGAGAAGGAAUGAUGAUGAGAGAUGGAUCACAGUUAGAAGUAGUAGUGAAUAAUUACUUGAAUACUUGUUCAUAGAAAAUGACACGUUGCUGUAAAUUUUGUACUAUACAACAGUGUACAGAUUCAAAAAAUUCUUUCAUCUCUUGAAAACUGACAAGAAAUUUUAAGUUUUGAUCUUUAAACUUCUUUAAACUUUUGAAGUAUCAUUUACUAGUUGGAGAAAAGCAAUACACCACAAGUAUGAUCAAAUUUAUUACGAUAUAUUUUAAUUUUA
This is a messenger RNA of Capsicum annuum, 1736 nucleotides long. Its product is annotated as mitogen-activated protein kinase kinase kinase 18. The transcript has a single exon. NCBI's taxonomy places the organism in Eukaryota, Viridiplantae, Streptophyta, Magnoliopsida, Solanales, Solanaceae. The record is from RefSeq and is a predicted model, not a curated record. Gene Ontology annotation, biological process: protein phosphorylation. Gene Ontology annotation, molecular function: protein kinase activity; ATP binding. Bases 505 to 1515 code for a protein of 336 amino acids.